Molecule: messenger RNA, 3683 nt
Organism: Vespa velutina
Lineage: Eukaryota; Metazoa; Arthropoda; Insecta; Hymenoptera; Vespidae
Product: zinc finger protein 595-like
Exons: 7
Coding region: 411-2684 (757 amino acids)
Biological process (GO): regulation of transcription by RNA polymerase II
Cellular component (GO): nucleus
Molecular function (GO): DNA-binding transcription factor activity; RNA polymerase II cis-regulatory region sequence-specific DNA binding
Source: RefSeq, a predicted model, not a curated record
ACUCGCGUUGUGCUUGUAAUGGCCGACUUCGCGAUUCACUUAUCAUUUCCCUAACUUCAUGAUUGUUGUGUACGGCAUUUGUUUGCGCUGAAGUUCGUCUCUAAUGGGUUUGUUAUUACCGUUGAUGCCGGUUGAAAGUGGUGAUUCUUUUUGAAAACAGAAUAACUACAAAUAAGUGGACUUUUUACAAGAAAGCUGACAUAUCAGGUCAGAUAAAAUGACUUUGUUCCGUGCUUUUAUAAAUUUAGAUCGUGUACAUUUUUUAUCGUUCGACGUCAGGUUAGCUCCUCUAUAAAAAAUUGUGUGCAAAUUUAAUUUAAAUUUAGACUAGAUUAAGAGACAUUAUUUGAAUACAAUUAAUAGAUAAAAGAUUAGAUAAUUUGUUAUAAAAAAGAGUUAUAAAAAAAAAGAUGGGAUCAUUGAAUCUAAUUUGCCCGAUGUGCUGUGGUGAAACAUUUAACGAUCCACAGUCAUUGAAGUACCACUUGCUCAGCAUGACGGACAAUUUGUAUUGUCCUGGAUGUUCGCAGCGUUCAGAUUCGGUAAUGGCGUUGAUACAGCACUUGGAUCGAUGUGGGCAAGAUUCAGAACAGGAAAUGCAUCAAGAUACUGAAGAAAACUUGGAACAAGAAACUUCAAAAGGAACUGUCACAGCUUCCGAAGUCUUAAUGGAUACAAAUAUUGAACAGAUUAAUCAAACUUUUCUAGCAACUGUAAAUAAUAAUGGUAUUAUGAUAGUAGGAGAAUCUGAAACUAUUCAAGUUGAUGAAAACGGAGACAUUAAAGUAAUAGAAAAGAUGGAUACAGACAAAUCACAAGUAGAUCAUAAUUCACUGGACUUCAAGAUGACUGAAAAAUUAGACAGUAUUGUUAAUGAAACAGAAGAAAAAUCUUCAACUUCAAAUUCAUUAGUGACUCCAUCAACAUCUGGCACAGAAGAUAAAUCGACAGAUAAAAAUAUAAUUACCAUUUUAUCCAGUGGUUCUGAACUUUUGGAUGGAGAUACUAGUGCCUUGAUAAAUAUGGACCAUAUAAAUGAUGUUGGUGAACUUGAUGAAACUGGAUUACUUCGCGUUAAACAGGAAAUCUGUGAGGUAAAAGUAGAGGAGCUAGAACCAGAAGCAGUUUAUAGUUGUACAAGUUGCGACAUGAGCUUCAAUUCUGUUUUGGAACAUAUAAAACAGUUUCAUGAUGGUCAAGAAGUAUUGCUUGAAAUGGCAGAACAAUUAGAUGAUUUAUCAUCCGUACCCACGACUUCUGUUCUCCCAGAUGAAUCUGAGAAUGAUAUUAAUACACAACCUCAAGCUAUGAAUACCCUUUGUACCGAAGAAUGUGUAGAUAGCGAAGGAAGAUUAUAUACUAGAAAAGUAGUUCAAAUAGAAAGAUUUUGGGAUAGAACUUCAAUUGCAAUACCACCGACACAAUCUACGAAGGCACCGAUGAUCGAGAAAUUUUUUUCUAACGUAGAAGGCGUGAAAGUGAGAGAGAAAAGAAUAGCUCCCACAUCGGUGAGAAUGUAUAGAUGUAAUCAGUGUCUACAGCAAUUCACAAAAUUAGCAAUUUUUCGAGAGCAUGCUUGUCUUCGUGGUAAUAAUCGCUGUGACAGUUGUGAUCAAACUUUUGCAACAUCAAAAGCAUUACAACUUCAUUCAAAGAUACAUGAAGGUGAACCUGAUUCUAAUCAACGAGUGUUUGUAUGCACUACAUGUGGUACUGAGUUUUGUUCGCACAAAAGCUUAAGAUUACAUUCUCGAAUGCAUGCGCCAGUGAGAGCACGACACGUUGAUGCACCAGAAGGAACUCUCGAUGCAACAUUUACAUGUCCUGAGUGUGGUAAAACAUUAUCAGAAUCAUAUAAAGAAGCACACAUGUCAUUGCAUACAGGUGAUUCCGUAACCUGUACAGUUUGUAAUAGAAAGUUCGAUUCUGCUGAUAGUUUGGCGAUGCACGCUGCAGUGCACACUGAAUUGAGUCAAUCACACUCUCCGACUCCUCCUAUAGGUGAAGUAAAUGAAUCCAUUGAAAAUCAAAAACCCUAUCAGUGCCAACACUGUGGUCGAAGAUUUACUAGACCACACGAGAAAGUAAAACACGAGCGUAUUCAUACUGGAGAGAAGCCCCAUGUCUGUGAAGUCUGUGGUAAAACCUUUCGUGUUUCAUACUGCUUGACAUUACAUAUGAGGACGCAUACAGGAGUAAGACCAUACGGAUGUCAACAUUGUGGCAAAAGGUUUAAAGCUUCCUCGGUGUAUAAUCAUCAUUUACUUACGCAUGGAGAAGAACGUGCUUAUACGUGUCCCUACUGUCCAAAAACUUUUAAAACUCGAGUUCAAUUAGCUGGUCAUAAGAAUAGCCAUACGAAGCCAUUCCGUUGUACUGAAUGCUCCAGACCUUUUGCAUCUCUAUAUGCAGCAAGAGCACACAUUCAAACACAUAAAAAAGAUAAUAAUUUAAAAUUUAGUUGUUAUAUCUGUGGCGCAUCUUAUGGUAGAGCAUUCGCUUUAAAAGAUCACUUGAAACAGCACGGUCAAGAUACAUUGAUUCCACCUGAGCCUGCACGAGAGGAAGAAGUACGCGAAGGUGAUAAUUUUUUGUUUACAGAAGAGGAUAUGGAAGAAGAUAAAUUAAUUAUACCAUCUUCUAUAACUGUCGCACAAUCUUCUGGAGCAGAAGAUACAGAUUAAAAUUGUGAUAUCUAGUCGGUAAAUUGUUUUAAUUUGUAGUUUGCUGUUUCAUGUGUGUUUAUUCGUUUGGGAACGAAACGAUUGGAUUCCGUCUAAUUUCAUAGUAUUUAAAUACUAUUAGCAUUAAUUUCUCUUUAAAAUUUUUGUAAAAUUUAUAAUUCUUACAAAAAUGUUAUAAUGUAAUAUAAUUUAUAACUCUGAUUUGUGAUAGUAAUGUAAUUUUAUGGUGUAAACAUAAUUUUGUUAAUGCCAUUGCAUUGAACUUUUACAUCAGUCUGUAAGCAAAUAACAAAAGAAAAUUAUUUUCAAAAGUUAUCGUAUUUAGUUUACAUCAAUUAAGGGCCUUGAAGAAUGUAUUUUUUACUAAAUUAAAUUCAUAAAUUUGUAUAUGCUGAUCGAGUUAAAUGGAAAUUUUAAAUUGGAUGAAUGAAUGAUUAUCAUAUUAAAUUGUUAUUUAGAUAAUCUAUUUAACUAUAUUGAAAGUAAAAAAAAUAUGUUAGUCAGACUGCUUCUAAUUUUAUGUAUAGAAUCCAAUGUUGUCAUCCUUUCUUCCUUAGACAAUUUUAUUUUUGUUGAAUGAUUUUUUCAAUCUUCCUCAUCGUUUGUUUCUUUGAGUGAGAGAAAAAUAUAUAUAUUUAGACAAUAAUAUACUAAAAUUUUCUAUCUUCUUUGUAGAUAAAAAUAUAUCAAGUAAUAUUUACUGUAUUUGCAUUAUAUAUUUUCAAACUCUAAAAUUCUUAGCUAUGGCCUUGUAAUAGAUCAGUGAUAUAUAUAACUAUUCUUUAAAAAAUAUCUAAUUUUAGAUUUGAAGCGGAACUGAGUACAAGAAAAAUUUAUUAUUGUUAUUUUACAAAAUACAAUAAUCCUAUCUAUAGUAUUGGUAAUUUCCUAUAUCUACAAAAUAUUGUUAACAAUUGCUAAAAAGAUUAUUUAUUUUGAAAAUAACUUUGAGAAGCAGUGGAUUGCACAAAGAAUAAAAGAAUAAAAGAAUAAUUCUAA